This is a messenger RNA of Magnolia sinica, 3554 nucleotides long. RefSeq names its product protein FAR1-RELATED SEQUENCE 5-like. NCBI's taxonomy places the organism in Eukaryota, Viridiplantae, Streptophyta, Magnoliopsida, Magnoliales, Magnoliaceae. The transcript is spliced from 7 exons. The record is from RefSeq and is a predicted model, not a curated record. The coding region runs from base 355 to 3078 and encodes 907 amino acids. Gene Ontology annotation, molecular function: zinc ion binding. Gene Ontology annotation, biological process: regulation of DNA-templated transcription.
CAUGAUCCAGCGCUCUCGAUCAGAGUCCACUCUCUUCUCUUCCGUUCUCCGCUCCUUCGGAUCCUAAACUAUCAGUCGCGUCGCACCGGAUCUCUCCCACCGCUUCUCCUCCAAUUCCAUCUCGAUCGAGAUCGGAGAAGUAAGAAACAGGAACGCAUCCGUCGCGAAGAACCAAAGACAAAAAAAGCACUUAUUUCCCAAGCCAGGAGAAACAAAAUCCUGAACCAUGGGCCCGCUUGUCUGAACUUAAAAAACAGAGUACAUUGUAUAAAGCCUCAGGGACGAGAAAGAGGCACUGGAAUUUGCUAUACUCUAACCUUAUUGCGAUGCUUGCAGGUUUGGCUAAACAGCGUCAUGAAAGGUAUCACAAAUGAAAGUUAUAUGUCAAGAGAAUCUAACAUGGGUUCAGAACACAUUGCCAAGAAAUAUCGCACAACUGUGGAUGGUGUAGCUCGUAUGGGUGAGGCUUUCCUAACGAUGGAAACUCCUGUGAGAAGGACAUCAGCUGAGUCCGAAGGACAUUUAAAUCUUGAUCCAUAUGCGAGUGUCACUCCAUAUGUUGGUAUGGAGUUUGAAUCCGAGGAGGCUGCAAGGAUAUUCUAUGAUGAAUACGCCUGGCGUACAGGUUUCAGCAUCCGCACCAAUUUCAGACGCCGUUCAAAGCGUGAUGGAACCACCAUUGGCUUGGUGUUUGUUUGCUCCAAAGAGGGAUUCCGUCGGAGUCAAUAUCCAAGCAAGCGGCGGCCAACAAGGGAAGGUUGCAAAGCACUGAUUUCAGUAAAGAAGGCAGAUUCCGGGAAAUGGGUGGUGGUAAAAUUUGUUGAGGACCAUACUCAUGCAUUGGUAUCUCCAAAAGAAUUGUCUCUCCAUGAAUCACGUGGUGCUCGUGUGGGGGAGAUUGACGCAACAGGAACUGAAUCUGAAGGACUUGAAAUUCUUGAUCCGCAUGUGGGUAUGGAGUUUGAAUCAGAGAAGGCUGCAAGGAUAUUUUAUUAUGAAUAUGGUAAAAAUGUUGGUUUUGGCAUACGAACCAAUUUAAGACGUCGCUCGAAGCGUAAUGGGAAAACUAUUGGCCUGGAAUUUGUAUGUUCCAAAGAGGGGUUCCGUCGCAAGGAAUGCAAAAAUAUGCGAAGGCCAACAAGGGAAGGGUGCAAGGCAAUGAUUAGGAUAAAGAAGGCAACUGGUGCAAAAUGGGCUGUUACAAGGUUUGUGAAAGAUCAUAAUCAUGAAUUAGGGACUCAAGAAAAAGUGCCCAUUGCUCGAUCACGUAGGCGUGGAUCCAAUCAAUCUGGCAGAUUCAACAACAUUGGAGCUUUGCAAGAUCAUUCAAACUAUAUUCGAAGUCUUCGAGAGAGGGUCCUUGGAAGAGAAGCUCAAUAUGUGCUAGAAUAUUUCAAGCGGAUGCAAGCAAAGAAUGCCUCCUUCUUUUAUGCAAUACAUGCUGACAAGGAAUAUAAUAUGACCAAUUUCUUCUGGGCUGAUGCUAGGUCAAGGAUGGCUUACACCUACUUUGGUGAUGUGGUUACGUUUGACACCUCAUAUAGGAUGAAUCAACACGGAGUACCAUUCGCACACUUCAUAGGGGUUAACCAUCAUAAACAACCUGUCCUAUUGGGUUGUGCGCUGAUGAUAGAUGAAACUGAAGCCUCAUUUGUUUGGUUGUUUAAUACAUGGCUUGAAGCAAUGUCUGAACACCAUCCAUUCUCACUUAUCACAGAUCAAGAUCCAGCUAUAGAAGCUGCAGUUGCAAAGGUAUUCCCCAGAACCCGUCACCGUUUUUGUAAGCGUGACAUCUCAAGCAGAAUCCCAGAGAAGUUGGGUAAUGUAGAGUGCCGGCUUGAAGAUUUUAUAGGAGAUUUCUCUAAAUGCAUCAACUUGACUGAGUUAAAUGAUGAGUUUGAAUCAGUUUGGCAGUCGCUCAUUGAUAAAUACAAACUUGGGGAGAAUGAAUGGCUAUCUUCUCUAUAUAAAAGCCGCGAACAGUGGGUCCAGGUGUACUUACAUGACGAAUCCUAUGGUGAUAGUAUAGGCUCACUUUUCAACCGGUAUAUGAGUCCACACAACUCCCUUCAAAUGCUUCUUAAUCAAUGUGAAAAGGCCGUAGAUAGUCAGUACGAAAAGGAGCUUGAAGAGGACUUCAAAACAAGUUACAUGAAACCAAUAUUGAAAACGGAAUUGCCCAUGGAAAACCAAGUGGCAGAAGUUUAUACAAGAACAAUAUUCAUGGAAUUUCAGGAGCAGUUGUUUCAAAGUCUUCAUCAUACUGCAGAAAUAACCAAGGAUGGCCCAAUUAACACGUUAAGGGUGGUAGAAUUUGGGGUGGAGAAGAGGGCGUACACUGUUACGUUUGACGUUUCAGAAGUGAGAGCAAGUUGUAGCUGCCAAAUGUUUGAGUAUACUGGAAUUCUUUGCAGACACGUCUUAAGAGUCUUCUCUAUGAAAAGUGUUAUGAAGCUCCCAUCUCAUUACAUUCUGAAAAGGUGGUCAAAAAAUGCCACAAGCGGAUCCGAUGAACGCGACACGGAAAUGCAAGGGAGUUAUCAAGACUCGUGGACUUUCAGAUAUAAUGAUUUAUGUCGUCAGGCCAUAAAAUAUGCAGGGGAAGCUGCAACAACUAUAAACAUCUACAGUGUUGCAAUGCGUGCUUUGCGGAAGGCUUACGAAGAAGUUGAUGCUGCAAAAGAAACUGAUGGCAUUGUCAUGCAACCUGGCUAUCUAGGCAAUGGUGUUUGUCACCAAGACAAUGUCUGUGCAGUGAAUCUGCCUGAUAAUGUAAUGGUGGACAGGACAUUGGGUGAUCGUCAGUAUGAGAAAACUAAAGGGCACCCCUCCAGUAGUACUGGACCCACAGCAGAGGAGCAGCGAAAGAAGAAAAGAAAAUGUCAGAUAUGCAAGUAUCCUGAUCAUGACAAGCGCAAAUGCCCAUACUCGAGGUCUGCAGGGGCUAAUUCUAACAUUGUUGAGGACAUGCUUGAAAGUCAGCGCUUACAUAGUGGUAUGAGUGGAGAACAACUUGGGUUCUCCGACAAUAUUUCGGUUGUCCAUAUGGGUGACAACAACUUCUUUCGAUAUGUAUAGCCUAAUCAGAGUCCUUCCUGAGCCAAAAAUUAUUUCAAGGUUUUCCAUGUAAUUAGCUUCCAAGAUUGCAGAAUACCCAUUUCCAAUGAGCUUGUCAUGCAAUAUGGAUUGUUUGACCAAAUGUAUUUGAUGGCCUACUUGGUGAAGCAAUCAGAAUGCAGAUGGGCUCAAUAGUGCUGAACUAAACAUUUGGACUUGGGUUUUAUUUUUUGUCCCCCCCCCCCCCCCCCCAAUGGAAAGUGUUUCCAUUACAGAUCUGUUUAGAGUUGGGUCAGAUAUCAUAUGCUUGUAUGUAUCUGUUGUAAAAUAUGUGUGUAUUUCAUUAGAGCAUUUGGUUCGCUUUGUUCAUUGAAAUGUGAAAUCUCCAAAUCUUAUGGCCUGUUUGGUAGAUGCCUAAAAUGAGUUCAUCUCAUUUUAUUGUAAAAAUAAUCUUGAUGACCAACAAUCAGCAUUUCUAAUGCAUGGUACUUUUACCA